GGACCACCACGAGGCUAUUCAGAGUGCCUAAGGUAUCUAGAUAUUAUGCAAGAUACAGCAGGGCAGUGUGUUUACCAACCUGAAAAAGAAUCGGUGCGGCACUAACCCAUACGGCUUGCAUCUCCAGUGGCGCUUUUCUGCAUAAUUACGCCAUUUUUAUCUUGCUUUUCUUAUGGAUUAUACCAUUGGGCAAAUGGCAACUCGGAGAUAUGCAACGAUAGUUUGACGCCGGUCAAGUGAUGAGGAUCAUCUUUAUGGGAACUUCUCAAACCCAAUGAAGACUUUGUACACCCCCACAGCGUCACUUCAUUCUCUCUGAUAUCCAAUUUCCCUUUAUGAUACCAUUAGAUGCCUAGAUACCUAGGUGAUGAAACUAUGGAAAAGUCGGUGUGGUUGGGGAGGGAUGCUUGACUGAUCAAUCUAUGAUAUUAUGAUAUGAGAAUAAUAUAAUUAUCAUGGUCUGCCCUAGCUUUAGAUUACCCUUUGAGAUAUCUACGUAAGCUACAGGUUUACCAAUCUAAACUAUUUCAACGCAGACAUGUUUUCGAUAUAUUCCCCAUUGUGCUCUAUUUGUCUCACUUUGGUUUGCUUGGCUGUCCCCUUAGCCUUUCUUAUUCGACGUUCCAUAUCCCGUCCACAGGUUCACCAAUGCCAUGACCAUCAAAUAGUAGCGGCCUCAAUAAAGCUUUCACACGCUACUGAAAGUCCCUUUGAUACCGCCAUGGACAGAACCGAUCCUGGUAUUUAUACAGCAAAACAGAUCGCGGACUUCGUCCUGUCUCUGUCGGAACUUACCGACGAAGAAACCGAUAAUGCUCAACGUCUGGCUCGGAACCAUGGUAUCAUGGACAAUUGGUCGGUCCAGAAGGGUGUCCAGAACUUUGAAGAGAUCUAUUCGUUCAAUUGUGUUCUUUCCAUCGCGCACUUCUACAACGUCCUCCCUCGUCUUAAAGACGAGGAGAUUUCUAAUACUUAUGAAAAUUGCGUCCGUGCCAUCAACUCCCUUACUUAUUUCCUUCGAACACCAUGGGAUAAGACCAGCAGACUCCCAGGCCCGGUGAAAUUGUCAAAAUCUGAACGGUUCAAAUUGGACCGUGUUUGGGAUAUCUGUGUUUGUUUACUAGGCGCUAUCAAGGCCCGUUCUGGGUUCCAACGGCGGAUCCGUGUUGGCGAUAUACCAAUUGCCCAUGAUAUUCACUACCGAAGGGCCGCCAAGUUCGCGUUAGACUGGACCAACCGAAAAGGAAAAGGGCGAAUAUGUCAAAAGGCUUUGAAGUUUCUUAUACGAGAGGAAAUCGAACCUUUCGUCCAACCAAUUCGCUUGAUCGAUGCGCUCAAGUACACAGAGGAUAUUCAGGAUCCUAACAAUCGUUUCAGUCAUCAAGCUUGCAUAGAGGAUAAAUGCCAAUUCGAUACUGCUCCCAUGUACGAAGAAUAUCACAUCCCGGGCUGCUCCAGAUCGUGCGGGAAGUCAAAGCCUCCACCAAACAGCGAAGGCGACUUCAUAGCUAUAUCUAACCGUGGCAUGCCUGCGGUGAGCAUCUCCAAUCCAAAAAAAUGGUGGGUAGAAGCCGGCGACAAGACACUAGUUGUGUCUCAUGUUUGGAGGGAUGGCAUAUGGGGUACAAGAGACCGUGGGAUAAACAAGUGUGUCCAUGACCACCUUGUUAAAAUCGCCGGGGAGAACGAUUGUACUAGUUAUUGGAUAGACUGUGCCACAAUUCCGGAAGAUCCAACGAUACGAAAGAAGAUGAUUAUGAGAAUCAACCAGACAUUCAUGCAGGCACAUCUUGUGCUUUGCUGGGAUAGAGGCCUUGCCACCUUAGAUUCGGAUAUCGAAACAACGUUAUUGUCUCUGAUCGUCUCCCCUUGGCAUCGGCGAGCGUGGACCCUCCUUGAAGCCAAUAGGGGCCGGCAAAAUAAGAUAACAUUUCUCCAAUGGACGAGCGAGGAUGGUUCAUAUGAACUCUUCCAUCUAAGCAGGGUACUUGACGACGUUUUCGAUCAACCCCAUAUUCCACUAUGGAUUCGGUCGACAUUAGUUGAGCUUCUGCCGUAUAGUGAUACUCCACUGCCGGUGGAUGCAGCGGGAUUACUGCUAUCCGGACGUCAUGCUAGUCGACCUGGUGACUCUGAAUCAAUUUGGGGUCUACUUCGUCCUAUUGAAGCAAUUGACAGAGCUGACCAAUUCGAUUAUGAUGAUCCGUACAUGUAUGCUAAGAAGGUUGACGUUGCAUUCAUUAGCUCUAAUGCGACCCGGUUCAAACCCUAUGAUGGCCCAGGGUCCUGGAGGCCCGGCAAAACCAAUGCCAGCUCUUGGGUCCGCACAGCGUAUGGUGGUAUCAAAGGCGAGGUUAUUACUUUCAACAAGGAUAAGAAGAUUCUGGUGUGCAAGUGGUGGGCAAAGACUCAAAUCGAAAAUUGGAAAUCCAUUAACUGGGAAUCAGCGGGUCCCGAAGUCAAGCGGCUACAGCAUGAGAAAGUCGAUCAUUUUGCGCUCAUCUGCCCGAUUUUGAAGGGGGAUCCGAUAGAAGUGCCCAGGGGAGAAUGGGCAUCACCACCAGUGAAGGGCUUUUUCCGAACUAGUAUUGCCAUGGAGUGUAAUCGGGCAAUCUUGAUUACGCAAGGAACGGGACAAAAGGAUGACAUCUGGCAUUGGGAGGGUCUUGUGGAAAUGAAGGAGGGACACUCUUUGAUCUUCAAACCAGGAGAGAACGAGGUUUUCAAAAUUGGCAGGACUUAGAAUGUACAUUGCCAGUGUUGAUAAGGUAUUACGGCGUUUGUUGUGCCGUUGGUUUUCAUACCUACCUGGUAGGUACCCUAGGUAGUCUUUCGUUAUUUCAGUAGGCUAGCUACUCACGUAAUUAACUAAGUAGGUAAAGCAACACUCAAGGAACCAUCCCACAUAUACAGGUAGACUCGAUCACCCCUGGCAUCGCUCAGUCCCCAGGGUGUGCCAACUUCCAUUUUCCUCGUUGCGAACCUAAGAGCGUAAUAAGUGGCUUUAAGGCCACGGAGAGUCAGUAAUGCGUCCUAAGCACCAGCGGACAACUGAGAUCCUGCAAACCCCACGCCGUGAGCAGCCAUGAAUGAUGAUGGAAGCCACUGGAAUCCUGGGACUUCCGAUUUAUUGCCACUAAGAAAAAUAACAUUGCUUGGCAUCUAACCCAACUCCUAUAUGAGCCGUAUCUGUCAGGAUUCUAGAUGAGACAUCUAGAACAAAGGACAUGUUCAGUAUGUAUAGACAUAGAUCCACGUAGCUAGGUUAGAGUUCCUCGCGGAACAACGAAGUUGUUACC
Molecule: messenger RNA, 3299 nt
Organism: Daldinia loculata
Lineage: Eukaryota; Fungi; Ascomycota; Sordariomycetes; Xylariales; Hypoxylaceae
Exons: 1
Coding region: 539-2743 (734 amino acids)
Source: RefSeq, a predicted model, not a curated record